AUGGUGUUUGGAAAUAGCCUGUUUUAUCCCAUUUUGGGUUUUGCAUCGUUUGUGGUUUUCAUUUACAUGUCGUUUGGGGGCAUAAGGUUCAGUUUUUUAGAGGAAGGGCCAGAGUUGAGCUUUGUUGCGAGAAACGGGACGCAGUUUGUGUUGGAUGGAAAAGCGUUUUACGUAAACGGGUGGAACUCUUACUGGUUAAUGGUUCAGUCGGUGGAUAUUUAUUCAAGAUCCAAGGUUCGAGAAAUGAUGAAAACCGGUGCUAAGAUGGGUCUCACUGUGUGUCGAACUUGGGCGUUCAAUGAUGGAGACUACAAUGCCCUUCAAACUUCCCCUGGUCGUUUUGACGAACAAGCUUUCAAGGCCUUGGAUUAUGUCAUAGCAGAAGCAAGGCAACAUGGAAUUAGGCUCCUCCUUAGCCUAGUGAAUAAUUUGCAAGCAUAUGGUGGGAAGAGUCAGUAUGUUAAAUGGGCAUGGCAAGAAGGGGUAGGCUUAAGCUCCUCCAACGAUUCUUUCUUCUUUGAUCCAUCUAUCCGUACAUAUUUCAAGAAUUACAUCAAGACUAUCUUGACAAGGAAGAAUAGUAUCACAGGAAUUGAAUAUAGAAAUGACCCCACCAUUUUUGGUUGGGAAUUGAUUAAUGAACCUCGUUGCAUGUCUGAUCCUUCUGGUGACACUCUACAAGGAUGGAUCGACGAAAUGUCAAGUUUUGUCAAAUUGAUAGACAGGAACCAUUUGUUGACUGUGGGUCUGGAAGGCUUUUAUGGUCCAAAUGAUCCAAAAAGUUCAACGGUCAACCCAGAGCUUUGGGCCUCCAGACUUGGGUCUGAUUUUAUUCGGAACUCCAAAAUAUCAAAUGUUGAUUUUGCCUCUGUUCAUAUCUAUCCUGAUCAUUGGUUUCAUGAGCAAGUAUUCGAAGAUCAACUGAAAUUUGUUUCCAAGUGGAUGCUUUCCCACAUUGAAGACGGUGACAAAGUUUUGAAGAAGCCCGUUUUGUUCUCUGAAUUUGGAUUAUCAGCAACAAAUCAGAACUUUUCAAUAUCAGAUAGAGAAAAAAUGCACAGAACUGUUCUAGACAUAAUUUAUAAAUCGGCCAAGGGAAACAGAUCUGGAGCUGGUGCUUUAGUAUGGCAGUUCCUAGUCAGUGGAAUGAAAGAAUUUUCUGAUGAAUAUGGGAUGGUGCCAUUGGAAAGUUCAUCUACUCCAAUUGUAUUUAUUGAACAGUCUUGCAGAUUGGCCAAUGCAAAGGGAUGGACUCAACUGGAUGUAAGUUUCAAAGAAUAUUGUUAA
Molecule: messenger RNA, 1287 nt
Organism: Sphenostylis stenocarpa
Lineage: Eukaryota; Viridiplantae; Streptophyta; Magnoliopsida; Fabales; Fabaceae
Source: the annotation of a GenBank genome assembly